Molecule: messenger RNA, 962 nt
Organism: Agelaius phoeniceus (red-winged blackbird)
Lineage: Eukaryota; Metazoa; Chordata; Aves; Passeriformes; Icteridae
Gene: MEOX2
Product: mesenchyme homeobox 2
Biological process (GO): somite development; positive regulation of transcription by RNA polymerase II
Cellular component (GO): nucleus
Molecular function (GO): RNA polymerase II cis-regulatory region sequence-specific DNA binding; DNA-binding transcription factor activity, RNA polymerase II-specific
Source: RefSeq, a predicted model, not a curated record
UGAAGUUGGAUCUUUCCUAAACUCUCCUGCCUGGAACCUGAGACUUGCAUGCCAUGGAUCACACACUCUUUGGCUGCCUGCGCAGCCCCCAUGCCACUGCGCAGAGCUUGCACCCUUUCUCCCAGUCUUCUCUUGCCCUGCAUGGAAGAUCUGACCACAUGUCCUACCCUGAUCUGUCUUCUUCUUCUUCCUCUUGCAUAAUAGCGGGAUACCCCAAUGAGGAGGGCAUGUUUGCCAGCCAACAUCAUAGGGGGCACCAUCACCAUCACCAUCACCACCAUCACCACCACCAGCAACAGCAGCACCAAGCUUUGCAGACGAACUGGCACAUUCCUCAGAUGUCGUCUCCUCCCGCCGCGGCCAGGCACAGCCUCUGCCUUCAGCCUGACUCAGGAGGACCCCCGGAGCUGGGCAGCAGCCCCCCUGUCCUGUGCUCGAACUCUUCCAGCCUGGGCACCAACACCCCCACGGGGGCAGCGUGCGCGCCAGGGGACUAUGGCAGGCAGGCUCUGUCCCCGGUGGAAACAGAGAAGAGGUCCGGCAAAAGGAAAAGCGACAGCUCAGAUUCCCAAGAAGGAAACUACAAGACAGAGGUCAACAGUAAACCCAGGAAGGAAAGGACAGCUUUCACCAAGGAGCAAAUCAGAGAGCUAGAAGCAGAAUUUGCUCAUCAUAACUAUUUGACCAGGCUGAGAAGAUAUGAGAUAGCAGUAAAUCUUGACCUCACUGAAAGACAGGUAAAAGUUUGGUUCCAGAACAGACGGAUGAAGUGGAAGCGUGUAAAAGGGGGCCAGCAAGGGGCAGCCGCCCGGGAGAAGGAACUGGUGAAUGUGAAAAAGGGCACGCUGCUCCCCUCCGAGCUCUCCGGCAUCGGCGCCGCCGGGCUCCAGCACACGGGGGACUCUCUAGCCAACGACGACAGCCACGACAGCGACCACAGCUCUGAGCACGCACACUUAUGA